Molecule: messenger RNA, 234 nt
Organism: Danaus chrysippus (African queen)
Lineage: Eukaryota; Metazoa; Arthropoda; Insecta; Lepidoptera; Nymphalidae
Source: the annotation of a GenBank genome assembly
AUGAAUGCUCAGGGAAACAUUAGAGCGUCUGCAGGAGGGUAUGGAUACUUGAAGCAAUGGCUGUGGUGGCUUGGACUCAUUACAAUGGGUGCAGGAGAGGCUGCAAAUUUAAUAGCAUAUGCAUUUGCACCAGCAGCUCUUGUAACUCCUUUGGGUGCUUUAAGUGUACUUGUGGCUGCGGUGCUUUCAAGUAAAUUACUGAAUGAAAAACUUUAUUUCCUUGGAAAGGUUUAG